ACAAGCAUACGUACGGCAACUUUAUACAAACGUCUACAAGGGAUAAGGAUCCAGGAAGUGGUAAAAGGUGUGGGUAUUUUCUGUUGAGCUCACUUUGUGGUCUCCUCUGCCUCUCACUGAUGACCAACAUACUUCUGACCUAUUUUUAUCUUAAACUCAGAUGGGCUUCAGACGAUUUGCCUGAGCAAAACUCCUCAGUUGUUGUCACCUCACUUGAGCGAGUCAGAAGGUGCUCAGCUGAAGAGCGUCAAAUACAGUACAAAGACAGACUCUACGUUUUCCCUACAGAUGAAAUGAGCUGGAUUUCCAGUAGAGAGAACUGUCAGGAAUUAGGAGGAGACCUGGUGAUCGUUAACAGUAACGAGGAACAUAUGUUUCUUGUUGGUGCAAUGAACACAUUUAGCAAUUCUCUACACUGGAUUGGUCUGAGAACUGCUGAAAACAAGGGCAAGUGGCUCUGGGUAGAUGAAAAGCCUCUUGUGCGCAAUCUCUCGUGGUGGAAGCAUAUGUCCGAGUACAUCGAAUCGGAGAGAGAAGACUGUGUGGGUUAUUACGAUGGGCAAUGGGUGGAUCUGUCGUGUUUAACAGCAGAAAGGAGGAUCUGCGAGAUCACGUGCACUCCCUGAACUCUCUGUGACUCCUGAUAUAAAUUUAGAAGCUGAUAUCUUUUUUUAGUGUCAUUUUUAACCAGGCAUGAUGUAAUUUUAAUUAUGUAAGUGAACAAAACCAAUCAGACAUGAAAGCAACUGAGAGGUAAAUCUAUUAUUUUGUUACAUUGGCACCAAUCAAGGGAUGGAAUAUAUUAGGUUUUAAAUAAAGAGACACUUCUCUAAGUUGUGAACAGGAAAAUUGGGAUAGUAAAAGGAUCUGAUUUUCUUUGACGGGUGAAUUGGGAAUUUAAUAAACGGGUAAAUUGCUAGAUGUUAGGACAUCUCUAAUAUCGCAGGUGUUUAUAGAGAGAUGCAUUUAAUUAAAAUUCCACAUAUAACAGCAAAUUAGGAAGCUGCAGUCAAAGGACAAGCUCAGCCAUGAUACAGUGCCCCAUGGAAGGUUUAAGGGUCUUGCUCAAGGCCAGGGUUUGAACCUUAUGAAGGUCAACCAGUAAUCAACAAUAAAAAGGACAACCAUUAAACUGACAAUAGGGACAUGGAGGGCAUGAACCCCCAAAAAUAUCAGAAGAUCAACCAGUAAACUGAAAUAGGGUCAUGUAGUGCUUGAACCCCCGAUCUUCUGAAUGUCAACAAGUGUAUAAAAGACAACCAGUAAAUUGAUGACAGGUUAAUGGACAAAAAGGCGAGGAGAAAAAGCUAGCCUGUCUGGUCUAAUCCUACACAAAAGCUAAUUUUUCAGGUUCAUGCUGUCAUGAUUGAUGGACAGUGCAUGUAGGACGUUUUGGAGACAAGGUGAGGAAGUCGAGAUUGAGAUGGUUUGGACAUGUGCAGAGGAGAGACAUGUGGUACAUUGGUAGGAGAAUGCUGAGGAU
Messenger RNA from Silurus meridionalis, 1483 nucleotides. Its product is annotated as C-type lectin domain family 4 member E. The record is from RefSeq and is a predicted model, not a curated record. Lineage: Eukaryota; Metazoa; Chordata; Actinopteri; Siluriformes; Siluridae. Bases 120 to 626 code for a protein of 168 amino acids. The transcript is spliced from 7 exons.